AUGUCGUCCUGGGGGGUUACGGGCGCCGCGAAGCCCCGAUCACACAACGUGAAUAGUGUGUACGCCGGAAGGAAUAACGCAAGCGGCCGGGCCGCCGGUAAGUAUCCUGUGAUUGAGCAUUUUUCAAUUUUAGGUACCUUUUCCAAAAUUUUACCUGAAAAUUCCAGGCUCUGUCAAAAAUGGCCUUCAAGUUCUUGGAAAAACUUCAACUAUCGUCCGGCGUAUGCCCCCGCCUGCAACUCUACCUUCACUCAAGUCUGAGAUUGGUCAAGAUCCGAGUGUAAUAAUAGUGCCUCAGGGUGGACAAGGAUGGAACAAGCCAGCCGACACGUCCGACAACAAGGUAAUACAGCCAUUUUCUUUAUGAGGUUGAAUUUUUAUUGGAUUUUUAUUUGGUUGUGACCGAGUUUUUUUCUGAAAUUUGAUGUUAUACUAGAAGUCAGUUUUUUAAUAUAGUUUAUGCGAUGUGAAAUUGUUUUCAGAAUUCGGAGAAUCAAUCGAAUUCCCCAGACUUGCGUCCGAAUUGGGCCAAGAGUGCAGCCAAUGGCCAAGCUGCUCCAGUAGAGAAGGUCAAGCCCAAUCCAGCUCAUUCUUUACGUGUAGGCAAAGCAGCGGGCAAUGCAGCGACCAACAGUCGCGAAUUCCCACCGCUCGCUGCUGCUGUGGGGACAUCACCCACCAAGUCAACGCCGCCGUCAACAACGGGUGCUCUGACGGCAUCAAACGACUUGUCCAAGUCAUCCAGUAAGUGUUGAUUUUUUUGUGUUGUAGUUUUUAGGUCAAAGUUUCCACUGUUUAUUUUCUUUCAGGGCAACCGUCCUCCAAAGCAGACGAGUCUGCCGACAAGAUCGUCAACAUCCCGCCGCCUCAAUCGACUGGUUCCGGCUAUAUUGGAGCCUCGACGGCACCCAGGUCCAAUGUCGACCGAAAAAUCCCCGAUCGUUAUAUUGGGGCUCCCGAAGGAUCUCGCCCCAGCAACCAGCCAAACAAGCGGUACGACUUCCGCCAGAAGUUGGCUCAGCUUUCCAUGGACUCCAAGGAGAAGUCGGAGGAACGGCAAUUGGCUCAAAAAGUCGUGGAACCUGUCCACGAGAUUCACCAGACGUCUCCUCAACCCGCAGUCCAAACUCCUCAACCCGAACCUUAUCCUGUGCAUGCUCAGCCACUUCAACCUCAAGGUGGACGCAGCCAGGAUGUUCGUCGACUUUACUCCCAGCCCCAGGAGCCGAUGGAGGAGCCUUCGCACGAAGGUUGGGGCCGUCCUUUGCAAGACGAGUACUCCAAACCUCGACAGGACUUUUACCAACCUCAGCCACUUACGUCUGGGCACGGCGAUUCAGGAUAUCAGAAGCCGCCGAGAUACGACGAGCCGAACAAUUGGGAAGACGCUGCAAGGUGGGGACCUCCUCCUCCCGACCGUCGCCCUCGUCAAUCCAGCUACCGAGCCGAGGACGAAUGGUAUCCUCGAAACGAAGGAAAUGGUUAUCACGGCAACGAGUACGCUGGAAAAUACGACAACGGCGGAUUCCAAGGACGGAACCGGCCUGUAUCCAAUUCGUACAGCGACGAAUUCGACGCUUAUGGCAUGUAUGGAAACGAAAGAAGGACCAAACGUAGAUCAGAGAACGGUGAUGAUAACCAAAAUAGGUACCAUCGGGAUAUGAAUCGAGACAGAGAACCUACUCGCGAAAUGAAUGAAUACUUCGAAGGCCAGAAGAGCCAAGGAUACAAUCGAAAUCAAGCUCAGCAGCCGGUGUACAGGAUGUUGAAGAGGAAUGACGAGAAGAGCGCCGAAUAUUUCUCAACUCGAUCCAAUCUGAGCUCCAUGACUGAAGAAGAAAGUGCCGAGACUCUAAGCCAGCUCACAAGAUUUGGGAGACCGGUGAAACAUGGUCAGUAUGAACAAAGACAGAGUCAGGAAUCACUGAACAGGUUUAACAAAGCCCCUGGAGCUGGUAAACCUCAAAAUCAAAAGGAGGUACAUCAAAAGGAAAGCAGACCACAAGUACCAGCAGAAAAUGUUUGGAAGAAGCGAAUGGAAGAACAGCAACAACAGCAAGUUCAGAAACAACAGGAGGAAAAACACACUUGGGGAGAGGUAGGUUGUUAUACUACGUGGGCCAUAAAAAAGAGAGAGACUUGGCGAACAGAAACAGGUAGGAAAAAUUUCGUUCCGAAAUUCGACAAAAGGUCUCAAACUUUCGCUGACUUUCGAGAUCAAAAAAAUUCGGUCAUCGCUUUUAAUUUGACGGAUUUUUUUUCAAUCUGACAACUUGACGUCAAAUUGCAUCAUAUUGCCGGCUAAAUUGAAAAUACUGAUCUACGAAGCCUUCAAACGCGAGUUAAACAUAGACUAUGAUGAACCGUUUAUAUUGGUCGUAACUAGUUCUUACUGCCUAUAUCUCAUCAGUCGUUUUGACAAGAAGGGACCAUUUAGUUCUGAAAAUUUUUAAAUUACUACAGUUUUUUCGUAAAAAUCUAGAAAAGUUUUCCAAAAGAUUUCAAUUUCACAAUCAUAAUGACAGAAAAAUUUCGCAUGACGAAAAUGACGUCAAUCUGACAACAUGAUAACUACCAAUCUGGCGACCCAGGUUCAAUUCCCCCUGUGCAAAUGACGAAGUUGGAAAAAGAUAAAAUAAAUUUCAGAAAAUUGGCUUUAGGCUACUGAGAACCCGUUUGGAAGCUUUUUUAAGAAUUCCACAUAAAAUACGGGUUUUAUGGAGAACGUCUCAUAGCACUCGUAAGAUCACCUCAAGUAACAGGAAAGAUACGACUAUUUUCGCCAUUUUUGAGAUAUUUUGUUCUUAUGGCGGUAUUUCUGUAUUCCUGCCACAGAUUUGGAACUAAACAAAAUGGGGGAUUUAGAGAAUUCAGGGAAAGAAAGAAUCUUGACAUUUGGCCAAAAAGGAACGGGCUGAUUCAAAUCGGGCCACAAGAGAUGGCACACCCUAAAAAUGGCCGGGAAUUUAAUUUUCAUUAUUGAUGAUUUUUUAUUUUAGGCAAAGCACACCAGAAAGUUUGAUUAUCACUUCCCAGUAAUGGAAAAAGACGAAGCCACUGGAUGGGAUGAUGUAAACGAAGGCAAUGGAUACCAUGAAGAUCAUGAUCAGCGAAGGGAACAACGCAAUCGACGACCUCAAAAGCCUCAAGCACCGGUCCAAAGGCCGAGAAUGGCUCCAGAGCAAAACAGAAAACCGGUAGGAAAUCGCCAAAAGAAACGGAACGAACCCGUAAGCAUGUUCUUAUGCUCGUUGUUCUUAGAGAAAAACAGAUUCCGAUUUUUGUCAUAAAAUUAUCUUUAUUAAAGUUGUCGAUUUCAGGAGGAUAACUUCUCAAAUAUGGGUGAAUUCCAUGCCGAGGAUUAUACCAUCACGGAAGUGGCGCCUCCCCGACCUUUCCAAAACAAUUUCGAAGAUGGCUUUGCCAGUGUCGAUAUGAUGGAACAAGAGACCAAAGAGAAGAAACAGAGAAGGACUCCUAACGAGGAGGUAAGAGUUGACAGACAUCCUUGCUUCUACUAGAAAUAUCAUCAAAACUAAAUUAAUUUUCAGGGCCCACGUCCAUUAAAACCUCAGCGAGGAGCUCCUGUGAAUAAAUCUUGGAGGGAUUCCAAACCUCGCCGCACCCCUGAGGAAUCUUCGGACAACGCUGAUAAGAGGAAAUCGGGCGGGAACCGAUCUCAAAAUCAGCGAGGCCCUAGAAGAGAAUACAACAGGGGAAACAGAAACGGUAAGCAGCCUAAUUUAUUAUAAUAGAAAGUAGUUUUGAUUGGUUUGAAUUCAAUAAGCAUGGCUAUUUUUGUAGAUGAGGAUGAAGAACUCGAGGAAACUCACUCCAAUGGUAGUGAUGCCCGUCGUUUCGACAACUCGACUGGGAGCAAGAAAUCGAUCCAACGUCCAUCAAAGCCGCGCCCAAAGCCAUCCCAAUCCAAACCGCAGAUCCAAUCGGAAGUUUCUAAACCCCAGACCCCAACUAGCUCCAGCCAACAGCCGCGUCCUCAGAACCAAAAAAACGCGAAGCCCGCCAGCCCUACGUCCCAAAACAACGUCGCAUUCGGGAAGAGCAACGACGAGAACAACAGUCCGCAGCUCAGUAAGAAUGCCAAACUAAACGCCCGCGAGAACCGUCGGCCCGCCAAGGAGGCCGGCACGGUUCGCUACGGGCUGGCGGGUGUCGAUUUGAACAACGCGAGCGUCUUCGUCAUCGACAAUCAGCCCGAACAAUCGACUGACGGCCAAUCUGAGAGCGGAGAAUUCGAGGAAGUCCUCAGUCGGAAGGCGAAAAAACAACGUCAAGAACAACAACGUCAGGAGGAGGAAAGGGUCAGCAAGGAAAAGGCUCGGCUCGAACGUCAAGAACAACAGAAGAAGUGUAAACAGAAGGACGAGAAGAGCAAGAAGCAACCCAAAAAGAAGGAAGAAAUUCGCAAACGCAAGGAUUCUGAAGCCAAGAGCACCAAUGAUUCCUUCUCUCCAGUGUCGGCCACCGACUCUGGCUGUAUUGCCGUCUCUUCAACUUCCCAUGUCUCUGGAGAGUCUGGGCCUGAAGUUUCGCUCUCAGGGCUCACAAAAUCUUCAGUUUGGAAUGAUCCGGGGAUUAUAACAACCAGUCCUUUGCAGCACGACUUCAGGCAGAAUAUCCCUGCUCCAAUUGCUCGUCCGACAUCUAAGACCAAGGAUAAUGUCCCUCUGGAAUUAACCCGAGAAUCAGAAGCACUGCUUUACAAUAACGCCAUUCCUGAGCCCGACUUUGAUUUUAGAGCGGGUCAAAUCAGCCCGAAGGCCUCGUACAUAAAUGAUGACCACGCAGCAGAACUGCAAAAAAAGGUUAGCAAAGUUAAGGAUAUCUGGCCAGGAGAAGAUACGGCUUAUUUGCAUAACGAUUUGUUGCCGAAGGAGGAUAUUACGAGAGCCACUGACUUAAACGGCGCUAUGGAUACUGAUCGUGAUCGUCAUAUUGAUCACAGAUCCAUUCCCCAGAGACAGUUGAGCGAAUCACAAUCAUCGCUAAACAGUCCUGCAUUCUUAGCUCAAUGUAAGUGCUCUUGGUACAUUAUGUAGCCUCAUAAUUGUCUAAUUUUAGCUAACGGUUUCUCAAGUCAUUACUCGUUCCUUCCAAGCAACAGUCAGCCAUUCGGACAUCAGCUAGCGAACAGUCCCCCAAGUCAACUGGCCCAGAACUUUUUGGCCCCUCGGAAUUAUGUGGAGCCCAAUUACUUUGGCCCUACUCAGACCGACUGGUCCAAUAUGGAACUAAUGAAUGGACUUGCGUCUCCUUCCCCGAUCCAAUAUUUUAACAAUACUCAGAUGAACGUUUCUCCCGCCCAGCGAUUCCAACAGCCACCUUCGACCAAUUUCCGCCCUACAAGUCGUCUAAUCAACACACAAACACCCCAGCCCGCAAUGAACACCAGUGUCCCGCCUCCCAAUAUGAACAUAGCCAAGCAUCCUGUCCCAAUGGUACCUUUCAAUGGUCAACUAACCCAUCAUAUUCCCAUGGGUCCUUUCGUUCCCCCUCCACCUGUCAGUCAAGUCGACUUUAGUGUGCCUCCACCACCACCCUCCAGUGUUGGGGUGGUUGGAGGGCAUCGGCAGCAAAUGGCCUGUAAUCAAGUGAAUGGCCAAAGAAAUGUAAGGAUCGGUUGUAGAUCUUUAAGACUUUGGAACACGAAUAGCUGUAAUCUCCAAUUUCAGAACAGUGGAGGUAGAACUGGAAUGUUCAACGGAGGUCCGCCGCCUAUGUUCAGAAAUGGCCAACGCCGUUCCAGCCACAAUUCAGGUGGCAUGGGUCCUACUCCCAGUCCUGGGUUGCCCACUCAUUUGACUUGGAACCCUUCCAUGAACGGAGCCGGCACUUUCGGCCUCUUUUAA
Molecule: messenger RNA, 5870 nt
Organism: Bursaphelenchus xylophilus (pine wood nematode)
Lineage: Eukaryota; Metazoa; Nematoda; Chromadorea; Rhabditida; Aphelenchoididae
Source: the annotation of a GenBank genome assembly